Molecule: messenger RNA, 1052 nt
Organism: Glossina fuscipes
Lineage: Eukaryota; Metazoa; Arthropoda; Insecta; Diptera; Glossinidae
Product: modifier of mdg4
Exons: 1
Coding region: 183-914 (243 amino acids)
Source: RefSeq, a predicted model, not a curated record
AAAAUUGUGUUGACGCAAGUUGCUUUUACAUUGAAUAAAGAAAUAUUUUGGCAAAUUGGGUGCAAGCCAUAACCUCUCGGACAUCAAAAAGAUUGAAAAUAAAAUAAAGAAACACUUAAAAAUACAUUUAUUGUUUGUUGUUUUAUUUAGUUUUUUUUUCAUGACAACUUUUUACCUCUUAUAUGCAUUUUUUACAGAAUUUUCUUCUUUUUUUUCAACUCUUAGAAACUGGACAAGUGCGGCAACCACUAAUACGGAAGCGGGGAAGGCCUCGUAAGACUGAUUUAAAUUCGCAGCAACCUAAAAUGAAAGAUAAAAUUGAAGAAUGUGUCAAUAAUCAUCCUGGCGAGCCCGCUGUUUAUGCUUCCACUACGAAGGGAACCGUCAAAUUAAUAUAUGAAGGACACCACUUUCGGUAUUCGUUCCGCAAGGGCAAAUAUUCAAUAUUUCAAUGCUGUUAUAAGGAGAACAAAGAGGAUUGUAAAGUACGCGUAGUUACUGAUCAUAAGCGUGUCUACCCUCUGGAUGGCGAACAUGUGCACUUCGUACAAGCUACUGAUAAAAGUGUUACGGCUGUCAAAUUCUCAACAGGUGAAGAAAAUCUUCAGGGAAUGAAUGUUAUAACAAUGGCUUCAGCACCCGAAGUUGAAGAAAUUUCAGAACCCGAUUCACAACAUAUUGUAAGUUUAGAUGAACAAUUUCCCGAAUUUGCCCAUUCGGCAGGAGACUUAAAUGCGGACGUAAAAUUGGAAACUGCACGCUCGGAAACUCCAACGGAAUACAGCAACAUAUCGAAAGUGGAAGUUGCACCUACAGCGGCGGAGAUAAAAACGACAUCUGGCGAAGAAGCCAAUGAUUUUCGUGAAAAGAUUAAAAAACGUCUCCAAAAAGCUUUAUUAGGCAAAAAAAAAUGAAUUAUUUUUAUACUUUUAUCAUUUAUAGAAACUUAUACUGAAUUUCAAUAAUGGUUUUUAAGCAAAUUCGCAUUUACUUGGCAAUAAAAAUAUGUAAUCGAACAUUUUCUUUAGACUUAGAACUUAGCCAUACCGGAA